Toxoplasma gondii ME49 is the source of this 2155-nucleotide messenger RNA. RefSeq lists its product as hypothetical. The record is from RefSeq and is a predicted model, not a curated record. The coding region runs from base 667 to 996 and encodes 109 amino acids. NCBI's taxonomy places the organism in Eukaryota, Apicomplexa, Conoidasida, Eucoccidiorida, Sarcocystidae. The transcript has 2 exons.
CUCAGCUAAAGGGCCGUUUUUUCAGGAAAUUCUCUCUUUUAUCUGUUAUGCUCAUUUCCGUAAUCUGUGCUCUCGAAAGAGCAACUGGAGACGGAGUUUGAUACGGUCUCACCCCGUGAUGCCAAGUGCCGCUAUGUUCGCUUCUUCACAGCGCGGUGCCGUUUCAUUACGAAUUCAGUUCUCACAACGACGUACAGCCGAAAUUUUGUGCGUGUUGUGCCGGUUCUCCUUUGUGAGGCUCAGUUCGUUACUGUUGCAGUGCCCCCUCGGGACGAUACCGUUGCUUGCUGUUUUGGCGGAUUUCGUGUAGCUGAUGCAGAGCUGCAACCGCGUUUUUCGAUUUGCGAUCUGUAUUUGCGCUGCAGUAGAAAACGUACUUCGGCGCUUCGUUUUUUUCAUGUGAACGAGGGGUCUCUGGGUGUUUUCUGCCUACUGUAUCGCAGGGCGUACCCCGCAGUUGGUGUGUUCGGUCGUUGCUAGUCAUUAUUCAGAAAAGGAAUUUGCGUCGCCUGUGUGUGUCAACUUUUCCAAUCCAUUAUCAGAAUUUGGGAGUUGUUCAUUUAGUCAGUUGGUGGACUUGCAGCUGUUCUUCCGCGGUCCUUUUCAGACGAAUGCUGUCCACCUGCCUGGUGUAAACGUCGGUGGAAUCUGCUGACGUUUCGUUAUAUGGGUGGACGGAAUGCCUUCGAGACCAUCCACAGAAAAAGACACUAUCCAUACUUUUUGAGUGUUUUUUUGAGACGACUGCAGUUCAAGCAGCCAUCACGUCCUGAUUUUGUGCGCAUCCGUCGAAGAGGCAAAAUGGGCCAGGUUUUGAGUCAUUGUUUCACGACCGUUGACGCGGCGUACGGUUGGCUGGGGCGGCAAUGGGAUCGCACCAUUCAACCCCUUUUUCACUACGGCGUCAUUCCUGCACUCUUCGUUGUUGGCCUGGCCUACACGGGAGAGUUGACUCUGGAUCCGACGAGCUUAUUCCAGAAAAUUGUCAUCAACUGACGAUUGUAUGGAAAACGCGGACAGUCAUUCUUGGGGUCAAGGGCCGCUGAAAGGAAUUCGGCACAUGAGUCUAGCAGCCAAGUGAUUUCUCGCCUUUUGCGUUGCAAAUCAGGCACAGAGUUUUCAGCGGAUUCUGGUUGCGGAAGCGAUUAUCUGUUGAUCUGCCGUAUGCAGUUUUUUUCGUCGCCUCUUUGCUUUCCUCGACAUUUGCAGGGUUGUACCGUGUCAUACGCAUUGGGGUUUUUUCCUCACUGUCGUGGCGGUUGCCGUUUAUGGCGGUUCAAUGAGCAUAUUGAGUUAUGCUCAACUGUGUGUUACUCGUUACUCUGACACGUUGGUUGCUGUCGCAUAAGAACGGUCGUGGGGGAGCAGGUUACCACAGAAAUCAUGUACGUUGGUACUGUUGUUCCGCUACGUUGUGCCUUUGCAGCGCGUCUUUCCUACAACUUUUCUGGUAGACAUAUGAGAACAAACAGAGUAGCGGAAAUGUUUAACGACGGUCUAGAGAGAACAGUGCAAUACUCGAGUAAAAUGGCUUAGCAAAAAAGUCAGAGGAUACGCUGUGUUCAGAACCGAGACGACGGAACGAAGCCAUACAUUGCCGUAGAGCGGAUGGUGAAGCGGAAUUGAUUCUGGCACCCAUGUCGCUGUCACCGUUGAUCUUUCGAUGUACGUCCGAUCAAGUUCCUACCGUGAUAACCGUAAACAAUCCGGUGCAUCAAUACUAUUAUUUUCAAGCAGAGAGCAAGGCACUUCUGUAAGACGGGUAUUAACGCCACUCGGUGAUUGAGUGCGUUUUAGGUUUCAACGGCAGACAUUGCUGGUGCACGUAAUGUUGCUGCUACGUUAUGAUCAACUCUCACGGAUUCAUUUUUGUGGCGAACACAUUUAAAAUAUCCGCCCCGUAUUGGUUGUUAAGUCAUGCCAAAGUGUACAUCGCUAUUCAUAUGGUUCAGACGCCGUUUACAACCAACUGUGAAUUGAAUUCACAAAAGUUUCAUCAUGCGGUGGAUGGUCUAAGAUAAGGAAUUGCUAUUCACUGUCGACCCAUCGAGAGACAGAUUGAUUCUUAAUGCGUCAGGUCUCGAAGCCGCAGUGAUACAUUCCAGUUGUCUUAAACGUUCUGAUAACAUUUAGUUCUUUGCUUCCCCCUGACGAU